AUGGAUGCUGUGUUCAACAAAUUAAAAACGAAAGUUUCAAGUGCUCUACCUGGUAAUCCAUUAACUCGAGAAUAUGAAAUUGAAAAACAAAUUGGUCAAGCUGGACCUGGUUUACUAUGGAAGUUGUAUUCAGCUAAAAAGCGGUCAACUCAACAAGAAGCUACCAUAUGGAUUAUGGAAAAGAAAUUAUUAGAAUCUUAUCCCAAAACACAACGUGAUUCUAUGAUUGAAAUACUUAAACAUGGUGUAUCCACUCUAACACGAAUUAAGCAUCCAAAAAUACUGUCUGUACUUCAACCAUUGGAAGAAUCACGUGAAAGUUUAGCUUAUGCAUCAGAACCAUUGUUUACUUCAUUGAAUAGUGUCCUGUCAAAAGAAUUUAUCCACAAUGGACAAGCGAAUGAAUCGAUGGAAUUCUCUUUAUCAGAUAUUGAAAUUAAAUAUGGCUUAGUGCAACUCGCUGAAGCUUUAAACUUUCUCCACUGCGAUUGUCAUCGUCUCCAUUUGAAUUUAACACCUGAAUCGAUUGUGAUUAAUCGAUUUGGAAUAUGGAAACUUGGUGGAUUUGAAUUCUCUCAGGCAAUAUCAUCUAAUCCAGACGGGAAACAGUCUGAAGAGUCUAUUGUCAGAAUUCCUCCCUGGCAGUCGAAUUUAAUGCCUAAUUGUCAGUUGAGUUUAAAUGCCAGCAGUCCAGAAGCAAUUUUACAGGGUGAAGUGACCGCUGCAAGUGAUAUGUUCUCUCUGGGUCUGCUAAUCUGUGCCCUAUUCAAUCGUGGUAAAUCAAUUCUCUACGUGGGGAAUGAUUAUUCAGCGUAUAAACGAACUGUGAAACAGCUACCGUCGACAUUGUCUACUAAAGCGACUAAUUUACCGAGUAAUUUAAAAGAAUAUGUGAAAAUGAUGAUUUCGUCGGAUCCACAAAUUCGUCCAGAUGCUGUUCAAUUUUUACGAACACCGUAUUUCGAGGAUGCAUCAAUGUCUGUACUGCGCAGUGUUGACAAUAUGUAUCAAUUGGAUAAUUUGGCUAGAUCACAAUUUUAUAAAUCCUUACCGAAUUCUAUUCACACUUUACCAAAACGUUUAUGCCUGUAUCGUGUAUUUCCACAAAUUGCUGAAGAUUUUUCUAAUCCCCAUAUGGUACCAUUUAUUCUACCGGCUGUUUUACAAAUUAUGGAUACUGUGAGUCAAGAGGAAUUUAUUCAGUAUAUGCUUCCUCGUCUUAUCCCUGUGAUGACAAUGAAAGAGCCUAUUCAGAUUAUAUUAAUAUUUUUACAAAAUUUACAUAUUCUAAGUGCAAAAUUUCCAAUUAAAGAAUUUCGUAAUUAUGUUCUACCAAUGUUACAAUUAGCCUUAGAUAUGGAUAAUAAAAUGAUACAAGAACUCUGUCUUAAAUCGUUACCAGGUAUAGGUAAAGCAAUGGAUAUAAGCGUAUUGAAAAAUUCACUUCUACCUAGAAUACAAAGGUUAUGCUUGUCAACAGAAUAUUUGUCGACACGUAUGCAUUGUAUCGUGUGCAUUGGCAAGUUAUUAGAUCAUUUAGACAAAUGGAUUGUUAUGGAUGAUAUUCUGCCAUUUUUACAACAAAUUAAAUCACGUGAACCGACAAUAUUAAUCGCUGUACUAGGUAUAUAUCGUUUAGCUUUUAGUCAUGAAAAAUUGGGUAUAAGUCGAGAGAAAUUAGCAACCAAAGUUCUACCUCAUUUAAUCCCAUUAUCGAUUGAAAGCAGUUUAAAUUUAAAACAAUACAGUGCCUAUGCAUCAUUGAUACACGAUAUGUGUAAACAUUUGGAAAGGGAACAAUUCAGCAAGCUGGAACAGUUGCAUGGUGCAACUGAUGAAAACAGUAUGCUGAGAAUUGGUAAUCUAGAUGAAAGUAUGUGGAAUUCAUCAAAUUCUUGUUCAGAUUUGAUGACACGAAUAAUUCAUGCCUAUGUGAAUGAUGCUGACCAGUAUAUUAAUAAAGGAAAUAUUUCACAAUCAGGUCCAACUAAUAACAGCAACAACAACAAUACCAAUAAUAACGAAGUAUUGUCAAGUAUUUUAUCAAAAAAUACAUCUCCGUCUGGAUGCUCUGAGAGUAAAUCGUCAUCACCACCUAUAAAUGGUUUAUCCACGAAUGAAAAUACUAAUAAUAUUCAUUUAAGUUUAGAACAAAAACGUCAGUUAGCUGCUAAACAAGAACAAAUUGAACAUUUAUCCAAGUGUAUCACACCAUUACAGCAACAACAGCAAUCUUCUAUUGGACCAAUGAAAUUGACAACCACAAAUAAUAAACCAAAACCAAUUGAUAUUACAAGUUCUUUAAUCACUUAUAAUCUGAAUGCUUUAAAUACUAAUAAUAAUACACAGAAUAAAGGAUCGAAUCGUUUAGGUACUGGAGUCCCAUUAUCUUUAAUUACACCACCUCAACCUCAACAGCAACCGCAGCAACAACAACUACAAUUGACUUACGGACAAAAUGGUGUUUUUAACGCUGCUCCGUAUUCAAACAAUUUUGUUCAAGGACAAAGCACAAUGCCGUCUACAGUGUCACCGAAUGCAAUCGUUCCAUUAUCCUUCAAUCAGAAUAAUAAUAGUAAUAAUUAUGCACCAUUUACCCCAAUGACAUCUCCACCAAUAAAAUCUGUCCAACAAUAUAAUAAUAAUAACAAUAAUUCAUUCUAUCCUAUGUCGACCAAUCAGAUGGCAAUGCCCUUGACGCCAUCUUCACAAUUAUUAUCCAAUCAAAAUUCAAUAAGCAGUUAUAAUCAAACCGCUAUUAAACCGUUAUCCAAAGGGGAUAUAGAUGAUUUGUUAAGUUAA
Trichobilharzia regenti is the source of this 2802-nucleotide messenger RNA. The record is from the annotation of a GenBank genome assembly. NCBI's taxonomy places the organism in Eukaryota, Metazoa, Platyhelminthes, Trematoda, Strigeidida, Schistosomatidae.